Megalops cyprinoides (Indo-Pacific tarpon) is the source of this 1155-nucleotide messenger RNA. Its product is annotated as B-cell receptor CD22-like. NCBI's taxonomy places the organism in Eukaryota, Metazoa, Chordata, Actinopteri, Elopiformes, Megalopidae. The coding region runs from base 1 to 1155 and encodes 384 amino acids. The record is from RefSeq and is a predicted model, not a curated record. The transcript has 7 exons.
AUGUCAGCGAAAGCCAUGCUGGAGAGUAUUCCUGUGAAGCCCAAAAUGAUGUUGGGAAAGGCCAAUCUCCUCGUCUGCAGCUCAAAGUGCAGUGUGACCUACAUCUGGUACAAGAACGGACAUCCUCUGUCUAACACAAGCCAGAACCUCCAGUUCUCAGCCAACAGUGAAGAUGCAGGCAGCUACUCCUGUGCUGCAACAAGCCACAAGGAUCUCCCUUCCUCUGCAAUAACUCUUGACGUCAGAUAUGCUCCCAAGAACACUUCUGUAUCAGUCAGUCCCUCUGCUGAAAUAGUGAAGGAUAAUUCAGUGACUCUGACCUGCAGCAGCAAUGCCAACCCACCAGUGCACAGCUACACCUGGUUUAAGGAUAAUAUAGCCCUACCCUCAGAGAGAUCACAGCAGACAUACACUAUAAGAUAUGCCAUGUCCUGGCACACUGGAGAUUACAGUCCAGACUUCAUCUGGUACAAGAACGGACAUCCUGUAUCCAACACCAAGCAGAUCCUCCAGUUCUCAGCCAGCAGUGCAGAUGCAGGCAGCUACUCCUGUGCUGUAACAUACCAUGAGGAUCUCCCUUCCUCUGCAGUGACUCUCAAUGUCAAAUAUUCUCCCAAGAACACCUCAGUGUCUGUCAGUCCCUCUGGUGAAAUAGUGGAAGGCAGUUCAGUGACUCUGACCUGCAGCAGCAAUGCCAACCCACUAGUGCAGAACUACACCUGGUUUAAGGAUAAUACAGGUGUAACCUCAGUGAGAAGAUCAGGGCAGAAUUACUCCAUCACUAACAUCAGCUCUGAGGACAGUGGACAGUACCACUGUGAGGCAAAGAACAACCUUGGAUCUGUGAACUCUACUGCUGUAUCUAUAGAUGUUCAGUAUAGCCCCAAAAGCGCUUCAGUGUCAGUCAGUCCCUCUGGUGAAAUAGUGGAGGGCAGUUCAGUGACUCUGAACUGCAGCAGCAAUGCCAACCCACCAGUGCAGAGCUACACCUGGUUUAAGAAGAAUGACACUGGAGUCUGGCAGACAGGAUCAGGACAGAGUUUAACCUUUGCUAACAUUAGAUCCUGGAACAGUGGACAGUACUACUGUGAGGCAAAGAACAAGAUUGGUGCUCAUAACUCUACUACUCAGAUGAUCAGAGUGCAAGGAAAAUGA